AGGCGCGGGGAGGGGUGGGGGAGGAGGGAAAGCGGCGAGUAAGAUGGAAGAUGAGGAGGUCGCUGAGAGCUGGGAGGAGGCGGCAGACAGCGGGGAAAUAGACAGACGGUUGGAAAAAAAACUGAAGAUCACACAAAAGGAGAGCAGGAAAUCCAAAUCUCCUCCCAAAGUGCCCAUUGUGAUUCAAGACGAUAGCCUUCCCACGGGGCCCCCUCCACAGAUCCGCAUCCUCAAGAGGCCCACCAGCAACGGUGUGGUCAGCAGCCCCAACUCCACCAGCAGGCCAGCCCUUCCGGUCAAGUCCCUAGCACAGCGGGAGGCAGAGUACGCCGAGGCCCGGAAGCGGAUCCUGGGCAGUGCCAGCCCCGAGGAGGAGCAGGAGAAACCCAUCCUCGACAGGCCACCCAGGAUCUCCCAGCCUGAAGACAGCAGACAGCCCAAUAAUGUGAUCAGGCAGCCUCUGGGUCCUGAUGGGUCACAAGGCUUCAAACAGCGCAGAUAAAUGCAGGCGAGGAAGGAUGCCGCCGCCGCCGCCGUCUUCGCCUCCUGGGUCGUCCGCCACGGGUCGCACUGCCGUGGCAGACAGCUGGACUUGAGCAGAGGGAAUGACCUGACUUACUUGCACUGUGAUCCCCCUUGCUCCGCCCACUGUGACCUUGAACCCCAUGCACUGUGACCUCUCCCCUUCCCCCCUUCCCACUGUGAUUGGCACGUCGACAAGGGCUGUCUCAAGUCAAUGGAAAGGGAAAGAGGGUGGGGAUCCGGGGAGGGUCGGGGGGACCCACCAAGCACUCAGAGCAGAGAGUCAGACAGUGCCACUUGGCCACUUGGGGUAAAGCCAGUGCCAGCAAUAACAGUUUAUCAUGCUCAUUAAUUUGGGAUUUCAAAACACAAGUGAGAACUCCCGCUUACCCACCCCCAAGUGCAUGUCUUCAUCACUUAAAAAGUAAGUUCCAUUUGAAGAUAUCCUUUCUUUUUUUUUUCUUCCUAUUUUUGUUUGUUUAAUACAAAUAUCUGAUUUGCAAGAAAAGUGCAUGGGAAGGGUUUUAGCGGUUUAAUGAAUUUUUAAUUGAGAAAGGGUAGUUUGGUAGUCUACUUAAAAAUGUUUCUGGGAAAUUCUCUGGAAACAUUAACCAAUAGGAUUUUGGUGAGCUUAGCUUCUGUAUUCCUACUGCCACCCAGAAAUGGGGCAGGGCUCUGCAGCCCCCAGGACAGGCAAGCACCCCAUGCCUUUACCUCCCUCCCCAGCCAAGGCCCUGCCCUGGCUAGCUCCACAGGCUCGGAGAGUCUGGGGGAGGGGGUGCGAGCCCCUCCUCGAGUGUGCUAGAGGAAGGGGACGCGAGUGGACUUCUGCCGUGCUCCCUGGGGGCUCCCACCGGCUACUUCUGGAAGAGAGCAGGGAGCAUGUGGGAGAAGCCAGGGAUGUGGACUUGUGCAGUAUUCUGCUGUCAGCACAGACCAGAGAGGGUCUGUGGGCUCCUGGUGUGGGUAGAAGGUAGGUGGAUCUUCCCACCCGAGCAGGGCUCAACCCUAGGGGCUUGUGGCGUUCUCUCUGAACCCGGGAGCAGCUGAUUGGGAACAGAGCGGGGAAAGGACAUCUUGGCGGCAGACGAAUUCCCCAGAGGCCUCGGCUGCCCUGCACGCCUUCUUCCCAUGUCAAGGGCCUGGAGUGGAGGCAAUUUCUCCUCUGUCCCUGGAGCCUAGGAAAAUUUUUUUUUCGGCUCCUUGAGGUGGAAGAGGCUAGGAGGCCUGCUACCCGGACAGCUCCGUGCGUGCAGCCUGACCCCUCUCAGGCUCCUGGUCGCUUGCGUUGCACUGCGCCUUAUCCCUCAGCCAGCCUGCCAGCCUCCCAACUCCCGAACAGCAGAUGGGUUUUGGAUCAGUUGGUGCAGUUUUGGGCAGCUCCUGGUAGCCAAGGUGGCAAGCUGGGAUUGGUGGGCUCCGUCCCCCUUGGGCUCAGCUGGCUCUGGGAAUACCAGGCUGGGCCCACGGAGCCGCGUCCCACGAUACCUUCCCCUCGGGAGGAAGGGCCAGCUGCCAGUUGUCAGCAGUCAGUCCCUAGCACAGGAAGGUACGUAGCUUGGGCUUCCCCGUGAACGGAGCUGGAACAGGGCUUCAGUCAGGAACGGGCGGUUACCUCCAGGAGUGGGCGAGAGGAAAGUUGGCUGCUAAUCUUUAUACAGUCCCACUGCCCUGAACGAGUGUCCACCAUCUGAAUGUCUUGUCUAGCCCUCAAGUGAUAGUGGGUUUUGGCCCAAGGUGAGGCUGCCCUUUGAGUGAGAGAAGGGUGCAGCGGGGAGUCCACGUGGAAAGGCCGGGAGUGCCAACUGCUCAGCCCUGGGGAACACCUGUUCUUGGCCCCCUCCCCCGCGGGAGCCCACGGCAAGGCUGGCAGCGGGUGUCUUCAGAUUGAGGACGUGGCAGGGACUGGGGGACUGGUGUUCCCACCUCCCUCCGGCCAAAGAUGGGGCUCUGCCCGCUGUGUGCUGGCACCACCCCCAGCAGUCACACCCGGUCCCCAGGAGGAGAGGUGGCAGACAAAAUGUUAACGAAAGCAAACAAGGAACUGUGUUGUGUUGGGGGGAGGAGGGAGGGCAGACGGGAAAACGGUUUGGAUUUUGUGUGGUUUUUUGUUUUGUUUUGGUAGUUGUCUGUAACUUUCCUUAAGUGCUUUUUCCCCCCUUUUCCUUUUUUUUUUUUUUUUUUUAAAGUAAAUUGCAGGCUUUGGCUUGGAAAUCCCUGGGGGGGUGAGGGGCAGAAACCUGAGGCUGCUGCCCCUUUAUCUGCCUUCAUGGUACUGUCCAUCCCCCCCCCAGCUCCCCCAGACCCCAUGAGCCAGGCCUCAGACCUUCCAGCUAACCGCUUCCCAUGAGCCACUACUCUGAUGUCAGCCUAUAACCAAAGGAGCUGGGGGGCCGGGCCUGGUGACCAACCCUUCUCAGCCCACUCAAUGAGGGUGCUCCCCACCUGCAGGCAGGAGGCAACACCCUAUCUGCUACCAUCAGCCCCUUCCAGAGCCCACCUGCCUCACCCAGCCCUGCCCUGCCCAGCCAUACCCUGCUCUGCCCCAUCUGGGGGUGCUCUGCUCAGGGAGGGGCCGGCAGGGCUGCACCCAGCUUCCCUGGUAAGCAGAGACUCAAGAAACCUCCGGGGUCCUGUUUUCUGGUCGUGUGAUCCCAGGGGAGCGCAUGGGCCCCUUGGGUGUCUGAACAGAAGGGAAUGGGAGGGAGGGCCGCACCCACGCAGUCUUUGUGCUGGUGAUGCGGGCAGCUGCCUACCCCCACCCCACCCCGCACCGCGGGCUCCUGAGUCGGCAGAUUAAGCAUUUUAUAAAUUGUAUUUUAAAUACAUGUUUUAAACUUGUCA
Lepus europaeus (European hare) is the source of this 3366-nucleotide messenger RNA. It is a transcript of the gene SZRD1, whose product is annotated as SUZ RNA binding domain containing 1. The record is from RefSeq and is a predicted model, not a curated record. The transcript has 4 exons. NCBI's taxonomy places the organism in Eukaryota, Metazoa, Chordata, Mammalia, Lagomorpha, Leporidae. The coding region runs from base 44 to 502 and encodes 152 amino acids.